Aspergillus caelatus is the source of this 384-nucleotide messenger RNA. Its product is annotated as ankyrin repeat domain-containing protein. The coding region runs from base 1 to 384 and encodes 127 amino acids. The record is from RefSeq and is a predicted model, not a curated record. Gene Ontology annotation, molecular function: protein binding. Lineage: Eukaryota; Fungi; Ascomycota; Eurotiomycetes; Eurotiales; Aspergillaceae. The transcript is spliced from 2 exons.
AUGGGCAUACCGAGACCGUACAGCAGCUUUCUCAUUGUUAAACGCGUCGAUCCAAAUGUAAAAGAUGUCAAGGAUACUACACCCCUUCAUCUCGUCAUGAAGCUUGGAAAUAUCGCCAUGAAGCAGCUUAUUGUCAUAGACGCGGUGGACCCGGAAUGGAGACAUAAUCGCGGAUAUGAAGCCCUGCUAAUAGCGACACGAUACCCAUACUUCGAGGCAGCUGAGCUCUUAUUCUCCAUGAGACGCAUGCAGAUUGACCCGAGUUCUGGGAGGGGACCGACAAAAUUACAUAUGGCUACUCUUGAGGGCUAUAGGGAGAUCGUCAAGUCUUCAAGACAACGAAGUAGAGGUAUUGCUAUUAAGAGCAAGCGUAAUGAAACCUGA